This is a messenger RNA of Pedinophyceae sp. YPF-701, 3021 nucleotides long. Lineage: Eukaryota; Viridiplantae; Chlorophyta; Pedinophyceae. The record is from the annotation of a GenBank genome assembly.
AUGACGCAGCCGGCGCAAGAAGGGGCCUACGGUCCCCAGGGGCCCGCAAUAGACCAAUCCAGCCUGCUGUUCACGAGGCUGAGCGGCGCGGGCGCGACGGCCAGCGCCAGCGUUUUUGUCGACCGCGGACCGGCGGACAAGUUCGGGGCGCUCUCGAAGUCGCACCAGGAGCCCGCCCCGUUGCCCAGCGGCCUCGCAACCACGAGGAAACAACCGGACGGCGCCGACCUCCUCUCGCGCCUGUGCGGCGGCAUCACCUUCCUACCGCUCACCGCGGACCAGUACGUGGCGUGCCUCUUCACGCUCCACACCAUCGCAAGCGCCGCCUACGUCCUCUGCAUAUUCGUCCCGGCCUGGCGCGACGCCGCCGUCUGCGCCAACGUCCCGGGCGGCUCGGACCCACUCACCCACCUUGGGUGCCAUCCUAGCUCCGCCACCUGCUUCCUCGACGUGAGCGUUGCGGACGCGUCCUACGCCGCGUUCCGACGCCGCGAGUGCUACGACACCGCGGCGGACGCCGCGCGUGCGGUCGCGCGCUCCCCCGCGACGAUUGCGGCGCUCGCCCUCCUCGCGGCGUCCGCCGUGUGCCUCGCGGCAUGCGCGGCGCAGCGCGGGCGCACGUGGCUCCGCACGCGCAUCGGCGAGGUCGGCGCCUGCCUGGUCACGCUCUGGAGCGUCCCGCCGCUCAUCGAGGGCGCGUGCGGCGCGUGGGUCAACGUGAAGCUCGGCGUGCCUGCCGCGCACGGCGCGGUGCUCGCGCUGGCCGCCGCGGCCUUCCUGGCGCCGUCGGGGGUCCCGUACUGCGUGCGGUGGCUCCCGGUGGCCGUCGCGAGCGCCGCGAUGGGCGCCGUCGCGUCCGUGCAGGCGUGGGAGCUGCGACGCGAGGCCAGCGUCGACGGCGACGGUUCGGCGGGGCCCGUGGUCGCGGCGGUCGCGGCGGUGGCGUGUCCCGUCGCGGCGUACAUCGGGGCGUCGUGGACGAUGUUUCCGGGCGUGCCGGUGACGCCCGGCAGCCGCGGGGGGUGGUUUGAGGCGUGCGAGGAGGCGCCGUGGACAGCCGCGCCGCGCCACGCCAGGACGUCGGCGUUCGAGAGCGUGCCACGGACGACCUUGCUGGCCGUGCUGAGCGCAGUCGUCCCCGCCGUUGCCGCGGUCGUCGGAAGCGUGGUGAUGACAUACGGGCGCCUGUCCCUGGACCUGCCCCCCGCGCUGCUGGUGUGCGGCACGCUGCUCGUCACGGGCGGCGCGGCGCGGCUCCUGCACCUCAUGGCGCUCGUGCAGCACAACAUCAUCCUCGACUUCGUCCCGCGCCAGGCCGCGUCGGCGCUCCUCGCCUCGGCGAUCCGCGACACGAGCCUGGCUGUGCGCCGGAGCAGCGUGCAGGCGACGCGCGCGGAGCAAGCGACCGCAAAGCGCCGGCGCGGGUCGGCGCAGCAGCCCCGGCGCAACGCGGCGUACAACCCUCGGCAGAGCAUGGAGCGCAUCAUGCAGCACAGCCGGCGGGCGUCGCGGAUGUCGUUCGACAUUCCGCGCUUCGUGUCGCACAUGCAGACGGGCACCGAGCACGUAGCGUUCCACCGGCGCACGGUGCUGAAGAUCAGCGAGCAGGGCGGCGGCGACCCUUCAUGGAUGGAGCACAAUGCCGCGUCGUACACCGGCAACUUGCCGGACGGCGACCUGCUGGGCACAGCGCGCAGCUUCGACCGCGGGCUGCUCGGAGAGUUCCAGAAGUCGAAAGGUCACGGCGCGGUCCACGACGGAGUCCGCUUCACGGACAUGCACCGCCACCCGCGAAACGUCCCCAUGGCGACCCCCUGGCAGCUCGCCUCGUUUCGUAACAACGCGGACAGCAGCGGCCAGGACACGCCGCACCGCACGUCGCGGAUCCACGUGCGCGACGACGUGCCCUCGGGGCCCUCGACGAUGCACAGCUCCGCGCGCCGCGGCAGGCGCCGCGACCCCACGCGUUUGCGGGGGGCUAGCUUGUCUGGCUUGCGCGAGCCGGAGCGGCUCGCCGGGGACGACAACUCGCACGCGGACGGCCUCGACAGCGACGCCGGCCGCGCGUCGGGACACCCGCGGUCGUGCACAUCGGCGUCCGGCGUGUGCGCGUCGCUGGAGGAAGACAGCCCGACGACGGAGCUCUCGCAGGCGCCCGUGGCGUUCACGAGCUCGCUGCCGCGGGAGCUGAAGCGCGUGGUCGAGGAGGAGAGCGAGCGCCCGAAGACGUGCAGCGUACAGGGCACCGGGGGGGGGAUGUCGCUGACGACGGACAUCCACAAGCAGUGGACCCGCACGGUCGACGAGCUGGUGCGGCGGCACGUGGACGCGCAGGCGCACCAGAGCGACGUGGCCGCGACGUCGCAGGUGGUCUACAAGAAGGACCACGAGCGCGUGUCGGUCCUCUUCUGCGACAUCGUGGGAUACACCGCGAUGAGCAGCGCGCUCCCGGGCGCCGAGGUGCUCGAGGUCCUCAACUCGUUCUACAGCAUGCUCGACACGCUCACCGACGACCUCGGCGUGUACAAGGUCGAGACCAUCGGCGACGCGUACAUCGUCGCGUGCAACCUCGUCGACGAGGAUCCGUACCACGAGCUGUCGGCGGUGCUUAUGGGCGAGACCAUGCUGCGGAUCGCCGAGUCCGUCCCGUGCGGUCCGGACCACCGCCCCCUCCAGAUCCGCGUCGGCGUGCACACCGGCCCGCUCACGACCGGCGUCGUCGGCCGCAAGCGCAAGCUCCUGAGCCUUGUCGGCGACACCAUGAACGUCGCGGCGCGGAUGGAGCAGAACGGGCGGCCCGGGUGCGUGCGGUGCACGACGGACACGUGGAACGGGCUGCCCGAGGCGCUGCAGCGCUUGUUCGAGGAGGAGGUGAUCGACGUCAAGGGCAAGGGCGACAUGCGCACGUUCCUGUUCGACCCACGCCUGGUGGUGGCGCGCGGGUCCGAGACAGGGAGCCUCGCGAGUGCGCUCCAGCGAACGUCGUCGAACGGCGGCGAUCCGUUCUCGCAUGCGGCGUAG